Zeugodacus cucurbitae (melon fly) is the source of this 519-nucleotide messenger RNA. RefSeq lists its product as uncharacterized. The transcript has a single exon. Bases 44 to 493 code for a protein of 149 amino acids. Lineage: Eukaryota; Metazoa; Arthropoda; Insecta; Diptera; Tephritidae. The record is from RefSeq and is a predicted model, not a curated record.
AUGCCCUCUGAAAAGCCUCGUCCACCAUUAGCAUAAGGUAAAAAUGCAACCCAAAAUGAUGAGCGAAGGUACUAACGUAAUGAUUACUACUCCAGGUGGAACCCACGCAAGUGGCAAUCCACUCACGGCUGUGGCAGGGGCACGGAUUCUGGAGGCCCCAACCCCGCUCAAAGACGAACAAAAAUGUUCGUCAAAACAGAAAGCCGAGGAGGCAGGGAACCCUGCCCGAAAAUCUGGUAAACGCUUUGGUGCCGCUAGACGCGCAGCGCGCAAACAGCGGUUACUGGCUGCCGGAACUAGUCUUCAGGACAGCGGGACCCCCCGAUCGGUGCAAACGAAAUUCCUCCGGAGUCAGGGAAAAGACUCCGUAUACCGGAGGAACCAAAAAGCUCGAAAAGAGCUAAACACCAAGCUCUUUGCAAGGGACCACCAGAGCGGGACAGCAAUGGACCCUCAGGUUCCGGGACCAGCAAGAAGGGUAACGCCAGCAUAGAAAAGGACAAGAGGUCUUACGCAGAG